Molecule: messenger RNA, 747 nt
Organism: Chlorella variabilis
Lineage: Eukaryota; Viridiplantae; Chlorophyta; Trebouxiophyceae; Chlorellales; Chlorellaceae
Exons: 6
Coding region: 1-747 (248 amino acids)
Molecular function (GO): protein binding
Source: RefSeq, a predicted model, not a curated record
AUGAGGUUCCAGCUUCUCUCUGGGGAGCUUGGGGACGGCGCCGGCAGCCCGCCCGACGAUCCAUACAGCCUGGACCCAAAAUUCAGCGAUGGCGACGGCCCAGGCGUGUCAUCCCUCCUGGAGAGGGACCGCAAACCGGUGGAGCUGAAGGAGGACGCCUUUGCGGCAUUUGCAGAUGAUCCCGCAGCAGCGACAAGCACUAGCGGCAAGCAGGCGGAGGCAGAGGCGGCCGCGGAGGCAGAGGCGGCCGCGGAGGCGCAGCAGGAGAAGGGGCAGCGGGGGCCCGCGUCCAAGCGUGCCGACAAGCUGCGGGGGGAUGCCGGCACGCCGCAGCGCGCCCGCGAAGCGAUUGAUCUGGGCCUGAAGAAGUUCCAGCAGAAGGAGUACGCUGCCGCCAUCGACCUGUUCCAGCUAUCGCUCGAGCUGCCGGGCAGCGGCUUGAUGCGCUUGAGCGGCAGCGUGCGCGAGUACAGCUGCCCCAGCGAGGGCGAGGAGAAUGCGGCGCUGUACAACAUGGCCUGCUGCUGGGCGGCCCUGGGACAGAAGCAGUCGGCGCUGACUGUGCUGGAGGCGCUUCUGGAUAACAACUUUGACGACCUUGCCGCCAUCCGCGGCGACCCCGACCUGGCCAGCCUGCGGGGGCCCGAGCUGGAGCAGAUGCUGGCCAAGCGCGACGGCUUGUUGGCAAAGUUGUUUGGGGGCAAGAAGAAAGAGCCCAGCAGCAACAAGCCCUGGAUCCAAUGGUGA